Messenger RNA from Tachysurus vachellii, 305 nucleotides. RefSeq names its product tachykinin precursor 3b (gene tac3b). Gene Ontology annotation, biological process: positive regulation of blood pressure; tachykinin receptor signaling pathway. The transcript is spliced from 5 exons. NCBI's taxonomy places the organism in Eukaryota, Metazoa, Chordata, Actinopteri, Siluriformes, Bagridae. The coding region runs from base 18 to 305 and encodes 95 amino acids. The record is from RefSeq and is a predicted model, not a curated record.
UAAAGUACAGGAGGAACAUGAUGAGCCUGAUCCACACUCUGUUCCUGCUGCUGCUCUCCUGCAAAACCUGCCACCUUCACCAGGACAGUUUAGGACGAGAGGUGAGACAAUAUAAUAAUAUGGAUGAUGACAGCUUCAUUGGCCUCAUGGGUAAAAGGAGUGUCGGUCUGACUGCAGAUCUGCCACUGAAACGAGACAUGAGCGACGUGUUUGUCGGUCUGUUCGGCCGCAGAAACGCAGACUCAGAUCUCACUGAGUGGAAUCGAGAGAUAAGAGGCUUCAGAAAGAAGCCAAGACUGAUGUGA